AUGGCGCCUCCGCCACUCAUUCAUGCUUCCUGCCGGACUCCCGCUAAAUUCCUUCCUUGCCUUCCCCUUCGCGUCCCUGCAGCUUCCCCGCGCGGACGGCGCAUCACAACAGCUGGGGGAUCCCUCCGCUUGCCCGUUGCCGCUGCCGCCGUCACCGCUCACCGCCGCUGCAACGCCUUCCCCUCGCCAACAGCAGUCGCGCUGUCCGCCGCGCGACCUCUCGCUUCUCCGGCGACCCCGCGGGCCGUUCGCGCCCGCGCCGCAUCCGCGCGCCUCUCGUCGCCCUUCACCCGCGCCCCGUCCUCUCUCCGCUUCACCAAGCGCGCGUGCCAGCAGCUCUCCAACCCCCACCUCUUCCCCGUUCCUUCACCUUCGUUACUCAAUUCCUCCCGCCGAACCUCCCGCGUCAGCAGGUCUGGCCGCGUCUUGCGGCCCGGCCGCGCACGCGCUCUCCUCGCCCCCUUGCUCGCCGCCAUCGGCGUUUCCUUCGCUGCCGUCCUCGCCGCGCUUCCGGCUGCCCUGACGGCCGUCUUCGCCGCGCUGCCGGCUGCCCUGACGGCCGUUUCCGCCGCUACAACCGCCGUCGCAUCGAACGCGACAGUCUCGUCGGUAGCACUCCCGCUGCUACAGCUUCUGGCGGGCGUGGGGGGCGCAGUAGGAGUGGUCACUCUGGGACUCAUCUGGACCGUACUGGACCGUUUGUUCUGCCUUAUCCUUCUCCUCAACUUCGCCGCGGGUCUUUUAAGCAUCGCGCGGGACUCGUACCGGCUGAGCCACGCGCGCCGCCGCAGCCUGCAGGACCCAACGCUCGUGACGAUAUGGGCCGCGGAGCGCGACGAGCGCGACGCGGACGACGGGAUCAGUGAGGGCAUGGCAGCGAGUGCGAGGAGGAUUUUUCUAGACACAGGCGACCCGCGGUUUGACUGGUUCGUGCCGGGGGUGGUGAGCCUGAUCCCCGGAGUGAACGGCGCGGCAUGGGUGCUGGCAUCAUGGCACUCGUCGCCCUUCCUCUCUCGCGGCCUCAAGAGACACCUCGCCUUAAACGCUGCUGUCUACGGGCUGCCUGGCCUUGCCUCCCUCCUGAUCUUCGCCCUCGGCGUCCCCUCCCCCACCUCCCUGCUCCUCUCCCCGUUCUCCUCCCUCGCCUCGGCCAUCCUCUCGCCGUUCAGCCAAUCAGCGGCUGCCACUGCAGCAGGAUCAGCAGCAGCGGCGGCAGCAGGGGGGGUGACGGUGGUGGGGUACGGGAGCAGCAGUGCGUGGUGGGUGAGUGUGGUGCUGGGGGCGGUGCAGCUGCAGCUGGAGCGAGUGCGGGCUGUGAGCAUGCAGGAGAGCCGGCAGGUGCUCAGAGCGUUUGGGCGUGGGCUCAAGAGAACGAGGGAGAGGCGACUAGGACAGAGGAAAUGGAUGGACUGGGGAGUGGAGGAGGAGGAGGAGACGGAGGAGGAGGAGGGGGUUGAUAGGGAACGGGAGGGGCGGUAUGGCGAGAAUGGGAGGUUGGAGGGAGUAAGUGCGGCCAUGGGAGGGGCUUCUGGAGGUGGGCGAGCAGGGGGUGCUGGCAAGGAUGGGAAUGCUCCAAGGGGUAGCAGCGGCAAUAUCAUCAGCAGCAGCAGCAGCAGGGGAGGUGGGGACAUGUGGAUGGAGGCAGAGGAGCGCAGGCGCCUGCAGGAGUUUGAUGCGAAGCUCAUGGGGAGGCCUCUGCAGCAAAUGGGUAUGCCGUUGCCUAGCAGCCAUGCACAGAGUGGUGAUAGCGGUGACAGUGGGCCUCCAGCAGCAUGGACAACGGAUGACGUGGCAACAUGGCUCACAGCAGAGGGCUUUGCCUGCUAUGCACAGGCCUUCCUUCGCCAUGCUGUCUGUGGCCAGGUGCUGUUGGAGCUGACAGCAGAGGACCUGAGGGAUGACUUGGGGGUGCGCACGCUAGGCGACAGGAAGAGGCUGCUCGCAGCCAUUGCACAGCUCAGACUGUGGUUUGGCACAGGGCAAUCGUGA
Molecule: messenger RNA, 1989 nt
Organism: Closterium sp. Naga37s-1
Lineage: Eukaryota; Viridiplantae; Streptophyta; Zygnematophyceae; Desmidiales; Closteriaceae
Source: the annotation of a GenBank genome assembly